AUGGCCGACGGAAAUAACGACGCCCGCGCAGUCGUCCACCGCGCUGUGCGCAACGGCCGCGAGUACAUCGAAUACGCCGACGGCAGCUCCUGGACGCGCAAACUCGACCGCGCGACGGGUCAGCCCGUCAGCGACUGGGUAACGGUCGAGAAGCCGCCGCCAGCCGACGACAACGACGGCGGAACUUCCGAGAAGACCGCCUCGAUCAAGCGCUGCCUAUCCGUCGUCGCCGAGCACCAAGCCGAGGGCGAGCCCAAACACUGGUACCUCUUCGCGCACCGGCCCAACGACAUGGGCACGGGCCCGGGCCAGGUGUGGCAGGUCACCGGCGAUGCCGAGUUCAUGCGCUACGACCAUUCCGCCGCCGACGUCGAUCGGAUGAGCUCGCCGUCGUACGCCUGGCACCAGGUUGUCAGCAGGGCCCUCGCCGACGAGCGGUUUGCCAGGGUGGACGAGAUCGCACGGGCCGAGCGGCCGCCUAGCGCGCCCAGUCGGGCCGCUGUUACGGAGCAUUGCCAGGGUUGGACGAUCCGGGUGUUGCGGCGUCUGGUAGGCGAGGGGAUCGUGGAUGAGAGUGUGGUCCGCAUGCUGGAGGGUUAUAUGGAUCCUAUCCGGAACUGA
Messenger RNA from Thermothielavioides terrestris NRRL 8126, 621 nucleotides. RefSeq lists its product as uncharacterized. The record is from RefSeq and is a predicted model, not a curated record. NCBI's taxonomy places the organism in Eukaryota, Fungi, Ascomycota, Sordariomycetes, Sordariales, Chaetomiaceae. Bases 1 to 621 code for a protein of 206 amino acids. The transcript has 2 exons.